Acomys russatus (golden spiny mouse) is the source of this 1469-nucleotide messenger RNA. RefSeq names its product all-trans-retinol dehydrogenase [NAD(+)] ADH4. The coding region runs from base 185 to 1318 and encodes 377 amino acids. The record is from RefSeq and is a predicted model, not a curated record. Gene Ontology annotation, biological process: formaldehyde catabolic process. The transcript is spliced from 9 exons. Gene Ontology annotation, cellular component: cytosol. Gene Ontology annotation, molecular function: S-(hydroxymethyl)glutathione dehydrogenase [NAD(P)+] activity; zinc ion binding. NCBI's taxonomy places the organism in Eukaryota, Metazoa, Chordata, Mammalia, Rodentia, Muridae.
UGGGUUUGAGGAUGAACUAUGACAUUACAGAUAAAUGUCACAGCAGGAGUCAGGGCCGUGAUUGGAAAACCAGCCACCAGGAAUGGUAUUUAUUCAGAGUUCCCAGCACAGCACACACAGCAUUCUGGGUAGAGGUGAAGGUCAGAGUUAGAAAGAAACUUCCAAAGCAAGCUUCCCAAGGAAAAUGGGCACCAGGGGAAAAGUUAUUACAUGCAAGGCAGCCAUUGCCUGGGAAACUGGCCGCCCCCUUUGCAUUGAAGAAAUUGAAGUGUCUCCUCCAAGGGCUCAUGAAGUUCGAAUUCAGGUAAUCGCCAUGUGUGUGUGCCCAACUGACAUCAGCGCUACCAAUCCUAAGAAGAAAGCUCUCUUCCCGGUAGUCCUUGGCCAUGAGUGUGCAGGAAUUGUAGAAAGCGUGGGGCCAGGAGUAACCAACUUCAAACCAGGUGACAGAAUAAUCCCAUUCUUUGCACCACAGUGUAAAAAAUGCAAGUUCUGUGUGAGUCCUCUCACAAACCUCUGUGGGAAACUCCGAAACUUUAAAUACCCCACUAUUGAUCAAGAGCUCAUGGAAGACAGAACCAGCAGGUUUACCUGUAAAGGGAAACCAAUUUACCACUUCAUGGGAGUCAGCUCAUUCUCUCAGUACACUGUGGUUUCCGAAGCCAAUCUUGCCAGAGUCAACGAUGAGGCAAACUUGGAGAGAGUUUGUCUGAUUGGCUGUGGGUUCUCAUCAGGCUAUGGGGCGGCCAUCAACUCUGCCAAGGUCACCCCUGGUUCCACCUGCGCUGUCUUUGGCCUGGGGUGUGUAGGUCUCUCUGCUAUAAUUGGCUGUAAAAUAGCGGGCGCUGCCAGGAUCAUAGCUAUUGACAUCAACAGUGAGAAGUUUCCAAAAGCCAAGGCCCUGGGAGCCACCGACUGCCUUAAUCCCAGAGACCUGGAUAAACCUGUCCAGGAUGUCAUCACUGAACUAACCAAUGGCGGUGUGGAUUUCUCCCUUGACUGUGCAGGAACAGCCGAGACCAUGAAAGCAGCUGUGGACUGCACAAUAAUUGGCUGGGGAUCAUGCACUGUGGUUGGAGCCAAGGCUGACGAAAUGCAGAUAUCCACUGCGGAUGUUAUAAUGGGCCGAUCUAUAAAUGGAACGUUCUUUGGUGGUUGGAAAAGUGUAGAUUCUGUCCCAAACCUGGUUAUUGACUACAAGAAUAAGAAAUUUGAUCUGGACUUAUUGGUGACCCAUACCCUACCUUUUGACAAAAUCAAUGAAGCAAUUGACCUGAUGAACCAAGGAAAAAGCAUCCGAACAGUCCUGACCUUUUGAAGAUGCCAAGAGCAGUUUGGAAUAUUAUCUAAUUGGAUCCAAGCCUGUAUGGUUAACUUAUUACUUCACACAAUGAGCCAAAGAAAACUAUGCAUUUAAGCAUGCAUUUACACUUCGUAAUAAUAUAAGUUAGCUAUAAAGUAUAUAUAUA